Messenger RNA from Phyllostomus discolor (pale spear-nosed bat), 2569 nucleotides. It is a transcript of the gene SEBOX, whose product is annotated as SEBOX homeobox. Lineage: Eukaryota; Metazoa; Chordata; Mammalia; Chiroptera; Phyllostomidae. The coding region runs from base 1170 to 1820 and encodes 216 amino acids. Gene Ontology annotation, molecular function: DNA binding. The transcript has 3 exons. The record is from RefSeq and is a predicted model, not a curated record.
AGGGCCUCUCUGUGUCUAGCCCACGGUGGGCUCAGGUGCUCUUCAUGAACCGUAGAAGCUGUAGGCUGGGGAAGGCUCAUGAGUGCCAGCCCUCUUCCUGAGCUGAGCAGCCCCCAACAAGCCACCAGCAUCUACACAGGAGCUUGAACUUCUCUGAUGAUGCCAGGAGUUACUGCAUGUCCCCUCACAACCUUGAACUUGCUUUACAGCUUGGAACUGAAGUCUAGGGUCUUGGAGGAGAGAGGCGGGUGGGAGAGAUGGGGUUCCAGAUGUUUUCUGGCCAUCCUGUGCCUGAACUGUGGCCAGCUCAGACACCCGAGUCUCUGGGGAGCUGGUCACCGUGCUCCCCUGAACCCACCCCUAGACAAGGCCUUCUUUGAGGACUCUGUCUUGGGUCUAGGGUGCAGAGCACUGAGGUUAGGAGCGAUAGGGAGGGCAGGGACUCAAGGGGAAUUCAAAUGUACAUACUUCUGUUAGAAAGUGGCCCAGGAGAUUUCCAAGGACGAGUACACUGUAAAAACAUCUUUCUUAAAACCCCUUAAUUGUACCUGUGGAACCACCUCUGGUUUCAGGGUCCUGGAGUGUAGGAAGCCCACCCAUGCUUUCGAGAGGCCAGGGAGGAAGGGUUAGAUGUGGGCAAAGCUCUAAAGCAGAGCUGAGGGAGAUCCCGUGGCAACAGCUGCUCCCCAGCCCUUCUGAGGGCGGGGUGGCUCCUGCUCAUCUGCUGUCCCCUGUCGUCCCCCACACCCAGUCCAGCCUUAGCAGCCUCCAGCUGUGGGACAGGGCCCCACCCACCCACUCUUCCCCGAAGGCAGCAAGCGUCAGGGCUGAGUACUCCAGAGGGUCAGGCGGAGCACUGCGAGCACUGGAGGGAGGUAUUGCUUUGGCUUCCCGGAAGGAGUCCUGGAGAAUUUUCACGUAGUACCAAGGUUACAGACAGACUGCCCGAAUUUGCAGUUCAAGGAGGGGGCUGAGACUAGCUUCCUUUGUGAAGCCCUGAAGGAGCAAGGGCCCCCAAACUUUUUGCCCUACCCAUAUCCUGCCAAGCCCCAACACUGCACCUGGCCAGCCGUCUUUCCUCUUGGACUUCUCUUCCUUUCUCAAGCUGGACCGUAAACCUCUCCCUUCCUGGAGGUGGGGCCAUCCCUCUGAGCCGGAUAAAACCCCAAAUGGAGGAGUGUGGUGUAGGCAUGGCCUUGGCAUGGCCCUCUGGCUCCUCACUCUCUGUCAGCUCCAUGGCCAGCCCUGUGGAUGCAUCUCCAACAGGCCAUGCCAGUGGGCUGGGUCCACACCGGAGAAGGCGGACCACGUUCAGCAGAGGGCAGCUGCUGGAGCUGGAGCGGGUGUUUGCAGCACGGCCCUACCCUGACAUUGGCACUCGUGAGCAUCUGGCCCGGGUCACCUGCCUUCCCGAGGCCAAGAUACAGGUGUGGUUCCAGAAUCGGCGGGCCAAGAGGAUCAAGAAUAGGAAGCCAGGAGGCCUGAGCCCCAGGCCUGAACCCCUGCAUAGGCCCCAUUCUCUUCCAGAUAGCCCCCAGCAGCCCCGGGAGCCCCGAACUCUAGGCUGGCUCCCACUCCUCAGCAGCGCGCCUCGGUGCACCUCAGGGUGUCAGCAUGCCUGCUGUCUAGCUCCAGCCCUGGGACCAGGGCCGGGCCGGGUGGGGGUUCAAGCUGCACGGGGGCAGCUGGGGCUGCAGGGGUCAGCUGGGGCUGCAGGGGUUCCCCUUUUCUCAGAGCAAGCUACUCCCCAGACCUCACUGGGCAGCCUGUCUGACCUCAUCUAUGCCUCGGCCGUUGUGACCAACACGGACCACUCCUAAUCUAGGUCCAGGACCCGCAAACCCCCACCUCUAGCUCCUGUAGCCCACCUUCCCCUUAGGACUGAACACAUCAGAAGUGGAUCCCUGACCCCCUACUUUCACACAAGGGUGCUCUCUUACAGGAAGUUUAGCUCAGGAAUCCCUCCCUUCCACUGUUGUGGGCCAGCCUAGAUGGGGAUCCUAUGGAGAGACUGGGGCCUGGCUCCUGCUCCCCAGGACCCUGCAUCUCCUGGGACAUGUGCCCAUUGUCUUGGCAGGAAGCACCCUCAGAGGGAUGAGGCACAGGGCCAUGUUCUCCACCUCUCCUGCCAGACCUGGUCCCCAGUGCUUCUCACCCAAGCCAAAGACACCUCCUCCCUUUAAGAGAAUGGGCAGCUGCCCGUGACCUUCAGGUCAGCCACUAACUGCUGUGUGAGUGAGGAGAUGAGUGUGCUAACCCUAAUUCUAGACUGCAAGGGACCGGCCCUUUCAAAGUUGAGGGGCUCUCCUGACCUCCUACCACCUGGACAAAUUAAACCCAAAUCAUGGAUCUGAAGAUGAAGUGAUAUUAAGUAAUAAAGUAGAAAUAGGAGCUUGGAGCUUACAGAGGUUUAAUUUUCAUGAAGAUCAGACUGGCUGCCUUCCCAAUCUGAGGCUGUGGAGACAACCUGCUGGAUUUAGGGUGGGGCGUGCAAGGCACAGGGGUUUCAGUAUCAGGUCAUCUGUAAUACCAACUAAUCUCCAAAUAAAACCCUACCUCUGUACCUUAA